Anguilla anguilla (European eel) is the source of this 5767-nucleotide messenger RNA. Its product is annotated as flocculation protein FLO11-like. Lineage: Eukaryota; Metazoa; Chordata; Actinopteri; Anguilliformes; Anguillidae. Gene Ontology annotation, cellular component: membrane. The record is from RefSeq and is a predicted model, not a curated record. The coding region runs from base 145 to 5418 and encodes 1757 amino acids. The transcript has 20 exons.
GUUGUUUUUCAUAUUUGGUGAGGGACUAAAACUUGGAGUGAUUGCCUAGGCAUAUCAGCCAAGAAACAAGGUAUGCUCAAGCAGAACGGAGAUGUUUAUAAAUAGGUUUUUAGUCCCUUUAAUACAAUAUUAACAUGGUUCUUUAUGAAUAUAGAUUCUAGUCACCUGCAUGUCUCCGACUGGGGGAGGGUACGGUGUUCCAGUCUAGCAAGUUUAUAUUGUGACGUUCCUUUGGGAGAUACCGUAAAGGCCAGGAUGCUGGGAAUUGUUCUCAUGGCAUUUGGUCAAUUUCUGCAUGUCAGUUUGCCAGCAGAUGGAGUUCAGAUCAGACUGGUCGGUGGGAAUGGCAAUUGCUCUGGAAGAGUGGAGGUCUAUCACGAACAACAGUGGGGAACCGUGUGUGAUGAUGCCUGGGAUAUGAAUGAUGCUGCAGUGGUGUGCAGAGAGCUGGGCUGUGGUACAGCUCUGUCUGCUCCAAGUAAAGCCCAGUUUGGCCAGGGGACUGGAACAAUUUGGAUGGACGAUGUUGGCUGUUCAGGCAGUGAAUCUUCACUCUCACAGUGCUCACACAGAGGGUUGGGAAAACACGACUGUAAUCACGGGGAGGAUGCAGGUGCUGUCUGCUCUGAUACACUAGGUGGCAUGUCCCAGCCCACCCUGUCCCUAAGCUCUCCUCAUUCAGCACUCUCGUCUGGAGAGGAGGUUCGUUUUCGCUGCGUCGCCCCGGCUGACCUCUGCGCUCCUGUUGAGUUUCGCUUACACAGAGGGGGCGCUGGGAGUCCCCUGGCCCGCAAAUCAGAGUCCAGAGGGACCAGUGUGGAAAUGGGCGUGAACAACGUGGACUCCUCCCACCAGGGCAGCUACACCUGCCUGUACGCAGUCCAGGGCAACCAGACCCUCCGCUCUUCCCACAGUAACUCCAUUGCCAUCAGCGUCGUGGUCCUACAGCAACCUGCCAUCGUCCUCAGCUCUCCUACAGGGGAGGUGACCGGGGGCCCCCAGGGGCCAGAGGUGAUCGAGGGCCACAGCUUCACCAUCACCUGCUCCACUGUGCCACAGUACCCAGGAGGCUCCUUCCACCUCAGCUUCACAGGGUCCAAUCUGACUGAGGCUCAGGCUGCUGCCAAUCAUUCUGCCUCCUUCAUAUUUUCUGCUGCAGAGCUUUCCCACCAGGGGAACUACAGCUGUGUUUAUGAGACCACAGUGUCUGGACGCAAAUUCAGCUCUCCUGCCAGCCCGCUGCUGCCUCUCACCGUCACAGUGGUCCUACAGCAACCUGCCAUCGUCUUCAGCUCUCCAACAGGGGAGGUGACCGGGGGCCGCCAGGGGCCAGAGGUGAUCGAGGGCCACAGCUUCACCAUCACCUGCUCCACUGUGCCACAGUACACAGGAGGCUCCUUCUACCUCAGCUUCACAGGGUCCAGUGUGACUGAGGCUCAGGCUGCUGUCAGUCAUUCUGCCGCCUUCAUAUUUUCUGCUGCAGAGCUUUCCCACCAGGGGAACUACAGCUGUGUUUAUGAGACCACAGUGUCUGGACGCAAAUUCAGCUCUCCUGCCAGCCCCCUGCUGCCUCUCACCGUCACAGUGGUCCUACAGCAUCCUGCCAUCGUCCUCAGCUCUCCAACAGGGGAGAUGACCAGGGGGCCCCAGGGGUCAGAGGUGAUCGAGGGCCACAGCUUCACCAUCACCUGCUCCACUGUGCCACAGUACCCAGGAGGCUCCUUCCACCUCAGCUUCACAGGGUCCAAUCUGACUGAGGCUCAGGCUGCUGCCAAUCAUUCUGCCUCCUUCAUAUUUUCUGCUGCAGAGCUUUCCCACCAGGGGAACUACAGCUGUGUUUAUGAGACCACAGUGUCUGGACGCAAAUUCAGCUCUCCUGCCAGCCCGCUGCUGCCUCUCACCGUCACAGUGGUCCUACAGCAACCUGCCAUUGUCCUCAGCUCUCCUACAGGGGAGAUGACCAGGAGGCCCCAGGGGUCAGAGGUGAUUGAGGGCCACAGAUUCACCAUCACCUGCUCCACUGUGCCACAGUACCCAGGAGGCUCCUUCAACCUCAGCUUCACAGGGUCCAGUGUGACUGAGGCUCAGGCUGCUGUCAGUCAUUCUGCCUCCUUCAUAUUUUCUGCUGCAGAGCUUUCCCACCAGGGGAACUACAGCUGUGUUUAUGAGACCACAGUGUCUGGACGCAAAUUCAGCUCUCCUGCCAGCCCGCUGCUGCCUCUCACCGUCACAGUGGUCCUACAGCAACCUGCCAUCGUCCUCAGCUCUCCUACAGGGGAGAUGACCGGGGGCCCCCAGGGGUCAGAGGUGAUUGAGGGCCACAACUUCACCAUCACCUGCUCCACUGUGCCACAGUACCCAGGAGGCUCCUUCAAACUCAUCUUCACAUGGUCCAGUGUGACUGAGGCUCAGGCUGCUGUCAGUCAUUCUGCCUCCUUCAUAUUUUCUGCUGCAGAGCUUUCCCACCAGGGAAACUACAGCUGUGUUUAUGAGACCGCAGUGUCUGGACGCAAAUUCAGCUCUCCUGCCAGCCCGCUGCUGCCUCUCACCAUCACAGUGGUCCUACAGCAACCUGCCAUCGUCCUCAGCUCUCCUACAGGGGAGAUGACCGGGGGCCCCCAGGGGUCAGAGGUGAUUGAGGGCCACAACUUCACCAUCACCUGCUCCACUGUGCCACAGUACCCAGGAGGCUCCUUCAAACUCAUCUUCACAUGGUCCAGUGUGACUGAGGCUCAGGCUGCUGUCAGUCAUUCUGCCUCCUUCAUAUUUUCUGCUGCAGAGCUUUCCCACCAGGGAAACUACAGCUGUGUUUAUGAGACCGCAGUGUCUGGACGCAAAUUCAGCUCUCCUGCCAGCCCGCUGCUGCCUCUCACCGUCACAGUGGUCCUACAGCAACCUGCCAUCGUCCUCAGCUCUCCUACAGGGGAGAUGACCGGGGGCCCCCAGGGGUCAGAGGUGAUUGAGGGCCACAACUUCACCAUCACCUGCUCCACUGUGCCACAGUACCCAGGAGGCUCCUUCAAACUCAUCUUCACAGGGUCCAGUGUGACUGAGGCUCAGGCUGCUGUCAGUCAUUCUGCCUCCUUCAUAUUUUCUGCUGCAGAGCUUUCCCACCAGGGAAACUACAGCUGUGUUUAUGAGACCACAGUGUCUGGACGCAAAUUCAGCUCUCCUGCCAGCCCGCUGCUGCCUCUCACCGUCACAGUGGUCCUACAGCAACCUGCCAUCGUCCUCAGCUCUCCUACAGGGGAGAUGACCGGGGGCCCCCAGGGGUCAGAGGUGAUUGAGGGCCACAACGUCACCAUCACCUGCUCCACUGUGCCACAGUACCCAGGAGGCUCCUUCAAACUCAUCUUCACAGGGUCCAGUGUGACUGAGGCUCAGGCUGCUGUCAGUCAUUCUGCCUCCUUCAUAUUUUCUGCUGCAGAGCUUUCCCACCAGGGAAACUACAGCUGUGUUUAUGAGACCACAGUGUCUGGACGCAAAUUCAGCUCUCCUGCCAGCCCGCUGCUGCCUCUCACCGUCACAGUGGUCCUACAGCAACCUGCCAUCGUCCUCAGCUCUCCUACAGGGGAGAUGACCGGGGGCCCCCAGGGGUCAGAGGUGAUUGAGGGCCACAACUUCACCAUCACCUGCUCCACUGUGCCACAGUACCCAGGAGGCUCCUUCAAACUCAUCUUCACAGGGUCCAGUGUGACUGAGGCUCAGGCUGCUGUCAGUCAUUCUGCCUCCUUCAUAUUUUCUGCUGCAGAGCUUUCCCACCAGGGAAACUACAGCUGUGUUUAUGAGACCACAGUGUCUGGACGCAAAUUCAGCUCUCCUGCCAGCCCGCUGCUGCCUCUCACCGUCACAGUGGUCCUACAGCAACCUGCCAUCGUCCUCAGCUCUCCUACAGGGGAGAUGACCGGGGGCCCCCAGGGGUCAGAGGUGAUUGAGGGCCACAACUUCACCAUCACCUGCUCCACUGUGCCACAGUACCCAGGAGGCUCCUUCAAACUCAUCUUCACAGGGUCCAGUGUGACUGAGGCUCAGGCUGCUGUCAGUCAUUCUGCCUCCUUCAUAUUUUCUGCUGCAGAGCUUUCCCACCAGGGAAACUACAGCUGUGUUUAUGAGACCACAGUGUCUGGACGCAAAUUCAGCUCUCCUGCCAGCCCGCUGCUGCCUCUCACCGUCACAGUGGUCCUACAGCAACCUGCCAUCGUCCUCAGCUCUCCUACGGGGAAGAUGACCGGGGGCCCCCAGGGGUCAGAGGUGAUUGAGGGCCACAACUUCACCAUCACCUGCUCCACUGUGUCACAGUACCCAGGAGGCUCCUUCAACCUCAUCUUCACAGGGUCCAGUGUGACUGAGGCUCAGGCUGCUGUCAGUCAUUCUGCCUCCUUCAUAUUUUCUGCUGCAGAGCUUUCCCACCAGGGAAACUACAGCUGUGUUUAUGAGACCACAGUGUCUGGACGCAAAUUCAGCUCUCCUGCCAGCCCGCUGCUGCCUCUCACCGUCACAGUGGUCCUACAGCAACCUGCCAUCGUCCUCAGCUCUCCUACGGGGAAGAUGACCGGGGGCCCCCAGGGGUCAGAGGUGAUUGAGGGCCACAACUUCACCAUCACCUGCUCCACUGUGUCACAGUACCCAGGAGGCUCCUUCAACCUCAUCUUCACAGGGUCCAGUGUGACUGAGGCUCAGGCUGCUGUCAGUCAUUCUGCCUCCUUCAUAUUUUCUGCUGCAGAGCUUUCCCACCAGGGAAACUACAGCUGUGUUUAUGAGACCACAGUGUCUGGACGCAAAUUCAGCUCUCCUGCCAGCCCGCUGCUGCCUCUCACCGUCACAGUGGUCCUACAGCAACCUGCCAUCAUCCUCAGCUCUCCUACAGGGGAGAUGACCGGGGGCCCCCAGGGGUCAGAGGUGAUCGAGGGCCACAGCUUCACCAUCACCUGCUCCACUGUGCCACAGUACCCAGGAGGCUCCUUCAACCUCACCUUCACAGGGUCCAGUGUGACUGAGGCUCAGGCUGCUGUCAGUCAUUCUGCCUCCUUCAUAUUUUCUGCUGCAGAGCUUUCCCACCAGGGGAACUACAGCUGUGUUUAUGAGACCACAGUGUCUGGACGCAAAUUCAGCUCUCCUGCCAGCCCGCUGCUGCCUCUCACCGUCACAGCCUCCCUGAUCCUGCCAAUCGCAUUAGGAGCGUCAGAAGGACUGCUGCUGGUACUGGUGCCACUCGUCCUCUUCCUGCUGUUCUGGAAGAGAAGACACAGCUCAGGACGCACCCAAGUUGCGAAGACAGCAAGCAAUGCACGUCCAAUGAAUCCCUCCUUUGCCAAAGGAAAGGCCAGUGAGGAAGAGGAUGAGCCUGACUAUGUGACUUACAGAGAUCCUACUGAAAACGAAUACUCUGAGGAUGAAAAUAUAUAUCAAAUCUCUUAGAUAUAUGACCAAAACUUGGCAGACCAAGGGCAUAACUUUAGUUUGAAUAUUGGGGGGUGUUGAAAUACAUAAAUCUCCAGAAUUGCAACCCUGCAGCCCCCCUCCAGGGACAUGCUACCCUGGAAGAAAUUUUUUUAAAGAACAGCUGUGAAAUGAUCAGUUCUGGCAAAUUCUAAGGGGAAAAUACUUCAGAUUACUGUCCUUGAGGCAGACCUGACGAAAAGACUUCCUUGUUGAAUGUAAUAUUAAGAGCAGGUUGUGAAAUGCAUUUUGUGACUGGAUAAAGACAAAGGUGGAGAUGCACGUUGGAUUGCAUGUAUUCAUUAUUAAAGGAAAGCAUGAAAAGCUG